Drosophila kikkawai is the source of this 2771-nucleotide messenger RNA. RefSeq names its product ATP-dependent RNA helicase DDX54. Gene Ontology annotation, molecular function: RNA binding; RNA helicase activity; ATP binding. Lineage: Eukaryota; Metazoa; Arthropoda; Insecta; Diptera; Drosophilidae. The record is from RefSeq and is a predicted model, not a curated record. Gene Ontology annotation, cellular component: nucleus.
CGAUAGUGGAAAACAUCGACUUAAAUCUGUCGUUGCCACUUUUUCUAGCCCCGACUGCACAGCUGUUUUCUCUACGCGGUGGCAACUCCCUAACAAAUGCACGUGUAAAACAAAACAGAAAUGCGCAAAAAACAAGCUGAUGAAAUACCAGGGUUUCCCUCGCUGGACAAUGGCGGCGGCAGCGGUGAUCGGGGCGACGACAUCCUCCGGAGCAAGCCCAAGUCAAAGAAAAGCGGCGGCUUUCAGUCCAUGGGCCUGGGCUUUGAGCUGAUCAAGGGCAUCACAAAGCGGGGCUACAAGGUGCCCACGCCCAUCCAACGCAAGACUAUUCCUCUGAUCCUGGAGGGCCGGGACGUGGUGGCCAUGGCCAAGACUGGCUCCGGAAAGACGGCCUGCUUCCUGAUUCCCCUCUUUGAGAAGCUGCAGCGGCGGGAGCCCACCAAGGGCGCCCGUGCCCUCAUCCUAUCGCCCACGCGCGAGCUGGCGGUGCAGACGUACAAGUUUAUCAAGGAGCUUGGCCGCUUCAUGGAGCUAAAGACCAUCCUGGUGCUGGGAGGCGACUCUAUGGAUUCGCAGUUCUCGGCCAUUCACACGUGCCCCGAUGUGAUCGUGGCCACACCUGGCCGCUUCCUCCACUUGUGUGUGGAAAUGGACCUAAAGCUGAACUCUAUAGAGUACGUGGUCUUCGACGAAGCUGAUCGUUUGUUCGAGAUGGGUUUCGGCGAGCAGCUGAACGAGACUCUGCACCGGCUGCCCUCCUCCCGGCAAAUGGUCAUGUUUUCCGCCACGCUGCCCAAGUUGCUGGUGGAUUUUGCUCGCGCGGGCCUCAACGACCCGGUUCUCAUACGCCUGGACGUAGAGUCCAAGCUGCCGGAUGCCCUGGCUCUGAAGUUCCUCUACUGCCGGCCCGACGACCGCUACACAGCGCUCGUGGUGCUUUUGAAGUAUGUGAUCCCGCAGGACUCGCAGACCGUGGUGUUUGCCGGCACUCAGCACCAUGUGGAGUUGAUUUCGUACAUCCUCACCGAGGCAGGCAUCUCCAACACAUCGGUGUACUCCAGUCUGGAUCCGGCAGCUCGUAAAAUCAAUACCGCCAAGUUCGUGAGCAAGAAGGUGUCGGUUCUGAUCGUCACGGAUGUGGCAGCCCGCGGCAUUGACAUUCCCAGCCUAGACUACGUGGUCAAUCUUCACUUUCCGGGCAAGCCGAAGCUGUUUGUGCAUCGCGUCGGCCGCUGUGCGAGAGCAGGCCGCACUGGCACCGCCUACUCCAUCUUCUCCACGGAUGAUACAGCCCAUCUCCUGGAUCUACACCUGUUCCUCAACCGGCCUUUCAACAUCAAUGACAGCUCGGCCAUGGGGACCAUUCCGCAGGACCUGCUCGAGGAGGAGCACCUCACAGUGACCGAUAUCAAGAAGAGUCAUCAUAUUUCUGGAGUGUUGCGCACCAGUGAGAAUGCCUACAAGAAAUACCUAAGCUCGCGUCCAGUGGCCUCCACGGAUGCCAAUGCACGAGUGAAGAAGAUCAAGUUCUUUGCGCUGAAACCCUUGGAAGACUUCUUCACAGCCGCUCCUGCCCUCGCCCAGGCCGCCGAGGUCAAUGGGCAGUCUACAGAAUCCCAGGCGGAGGUGGCUGCAGCUGAGCGCAAGUUGCAGGAGGAGAAGCAUGAUAUACUGGUCAAGAUGCGUAGUUUCCGGCCAGGCGGUACCGUUUUUGAACUCAACACCACGCAAAAAUCGACCCAAUUUCUGGUUAUGAAGGAGAAGCGAAGCCAACACGCGGAUGUUAUUCAAAAGUUUAGGAAGCAGCGAGCUGAUGAGGACCUAGACGAGGCGAUAAAGGAGGCCGAGACCCAGAGGCCCAGUUCCACCCGAAUGCCCACCGCCGACGAGGAAGCCAUUAGCAGUACCUUCAACAAAGUCGUGGCGCCCAAAAGGCUCCAAAACAUGGACGCCCUGUACAAGGAUAAGCCCAAGAAGAAGAAGCGUAAGACCAACGCCAAGGACGAUGAGCACUACGUGCCGUACCAGUCGGCCGACAAGCACACAGAGGAUGGCCUGGCUAUCAACACGUUUGAGCGUCAGGCCCAGAAUGCCGAGUUUUCGGUUUCCGACCGCAACUCUUCGCAGGAGGUGAAGCACAAGCCGGGCCUGAAGAAGUGGGACCGCAUCAAGAAGAAAAUGGUGUCCGUGCAAGAUCCUCGAGCCAACAAGAUCCGCACCGAGUCCGGCGCCUGGAUUCCAGCCUCCUUCAAGACGGGCCGCUACAACGAGUGGAAGGAGAAGUCCAAGAUCGAGGACCAGCUGCAGCGCGAGAACGCGGAUAGUGACGACGACAAGUUCAGGCCUCUGAGCCACGCCCAGCGCUAUCCCGUCAGCCGCCAUGCGCGUCACAAUGUGAAGCUUGAGCUGAAGAAGCGGCUCAGCGGAAAUGAUAAGGAGAUGCGGCGACCCGAGCAGAUUGUAAAGUCCCGCAUGCGCCUGGAGUUCAUCAAGAAGCGCAACGAGGAUAAUGCGGAGAAGAAGGCCGAAAAUCGCAAGCGCAGCAUGCGGAAGAACCAGCGACCCAAGGCUCAAGCAACUGGUGGGCCCAGAAAGCGCAAGUAGUAGUCAGAGAUCUUCUGAUUAAUCGCCUUCCCCCAACGAGACACUCAAAAUAUUUGUUCAGCAGGCACUGGCGCUGCACCCGAGGGGCUCAACCGUGCCUAAGAACUGCUCUUUGGACUUGGAUUUCGGAAAGUGUUUUGAUAAAAAUACACGAUGAAAUGUGUGAA